Molecule: messenger RNA, 6476 nt
Organism: Rhipicephalus sanguineus (brown dog tick)
Lineage: Eukaryota; Metazoa; Arthropoda; Arachnida; Ixodida; Ixodidae
Gene: BRWD3
Product: bromodomain and WD repeat-containing protein 3
Exons: 33
Coding region: 141-5831 (1896 amino acids)
Biological process (GO): regulation of cell shape; regulation of transcription by RNA polymerase II; cytoskeleton organization
Cellular component (GO): nucleus
Molecular function (GO): protein binding
Source: RefSeq, a predicted model, not a curated record
GCUUCUCGCAGGGCUUCGGUUCAAUGUCGUUGUAAAGUUACCUCCUUUAUUUUGGAUUUACCGCGAGUAGUUUGUAACGAUUAACAAGCACACCGUGACGCAUUAUGUAGUCAUAUGGUACAUGUAAGCAUUUAAUAAGGAUGUCAACAGCAAGUGCUAACAGGAGGACGCAGGAACUCCUCGAAAAAGAGUUGUAUUUCAUAAUUUCAAAGUUCCUGGGCAGGGGACCUUGCAAGGAAGCUGCGGAGGUUCUUCGGAGGGAGAUUGAGGCGCAUCAUCUUUUGCCCAAAAGGCUCGAUUGGCACGGGAAUGAGCACGACAGGAGUUUUGCUGAAUUGGCAAGUUCCAACGUGCACAUUCCCGAUGACUACCUGCUGCAAAUAUGUUCUCGGAUUGGUCCUCUUUUGGACCAAGUCAUACCAUGUGGAGUGGCUGGCUCUCGGUCACUUCUGGGCUCUGGGAGCUACUCUCUGCUCAGGCAGCACUCAAUGGUACGACGACCUCGUGCCACAGCAGAUGUGGCAGUCCGGCUACAUGGUGCCCCUGCCUGCCUUGCCCCUGGUACGACGCCUUGCAAUAUUGCGAUGGUGUUGCAGGGACGACAGCUGGGUGCCCUGGCAGGCGGCAGCUGCAGACACCAGCUAUCUACCCAGUUCUACGUGAAGGCGCAACUUUUCAGGCGCCUCCUAGGGCACCUGUCGUCCGUCUACUGUGUCCUCUUUGACCGCAGUGGCAACUACAUUUUCACGGGUGCAGAUGACCUGUUGGUGAAGAUGUGGAGCGCCCAGGACGGAAGGCUACUGGCCACACUGCGGGGUCACUCGGCCGAGAUCACCGAUCUGGCGGUGAGUCCCGACAAUCAGUUGCUGGCGGCCGGCAGCUGUGACAAGGUCAUCCGCGUCUGGUGCCUGCUCACCCUGGCACCCGUUGCCGUGCUACUGGGACACACCGCUAUGGUCACCUCGCUUCGGUUUUGUCCAUACCCGAAGGGGGACAGGCAGUUUUUGGUAUCGACAGGCAACGAUGGCUGUGCAUGUUUUUGGGACUACUCGAGCAGCACAAAGAGUUUCAACCCUAAGCCGCUCAAAUUUACCGAGAGGACACGUGCAGGCUCACAGAUGAUCUGCUCCUCGUUUAGUCCAGGUGGGGCCUUCUUGGCUACAGGCAGCACGGACCAUUUUGUUCGGGUUUACCACAUCUUGGCCCCGACAGGUCCGGAGCGGAUCGCUGAACUCGAGGCACAUGCGGACCAAGUGGACAGCCUGCAAUUCGCCAAUCAUAGCUGCCGGUUUGUGAGUGGUUCCAAGGACGGCACGGCCAACGUUUGGACCUACGAACGACAGCAGUGGAGGUCGACGCGACUUCGUAUGGCCACCAAGUUGGUUGGAUCUGAGGAACAAGUGGAGGAGGACCCCAAGCAGAGGUUAAAAGUGACCAUGGUUGGGUGGAACCAGGAUGACCACCUAGUUGUGACUGCUGUGAACGACCAUUCCAUUAAAGUGUGGGACUCGCACACGGGCAAGCUGAAGCACAUUCUCUUGGGGCACGAAGACGAGGCAUUCGUUCUUGAGUGCCAUCCUGAGGACAGCAGAAUACUUCUCAGUGGCGGACACGAUGGUCGCAUCAUCAUCUGGGAUCUCGUUGCAGGGUGUUCAGUGCGGAGCUUCUUCAACAUGAUUGAAGGACAGGGACACGGAGCGGUGUUUGACUGCAAGUUUUCUCCAGACGGCCUCUUGUUUUCCUCAACCGACUCGCAUGGUCAUAUAAGCAUCUUUGGCUAUGGCUCCGGGGACCCAUACAAGAAGGUUCCGGACGAGCAGUUCUUCCACACGGACUACCGGCCUCUGAUCCGCGACGCGCAGCAGCAUGUGCUGGACGAGCAGACGCAGUGUGCUCCCCACCUGAUGCCACCGCCCUUCUUGGUGGACAUCGAUGGCAACCCGUACCCUCCCGAUCUGCAGCGCCUAGUGCCUGGCCGGGAGCACUGCCUCGACUCUCAGCUCGUCCCUUAUGUGGCUGUGCUUGCCAAUGGUGAAUCUGAGAUCUUGGAGCCUGUGCGUCCUCUGGAGAAUGAGGAUGACGAGGAUCGGCCGGCCAUCGACGAGAUGAUUGAGCAGCUGCAGCAGCAGCAAGAUCACAUGCUGGCAGCUGAAGGGCAGUCCCCACCACGAUCGGCACAACAGCCUCGACUGGCUUCGAGUCAUUCUCCAGGGGGCCACCACAGCAGAGUUGGAAUGCGACGCACUGGUGAUGUUGAAGGAGUGCGACAGUCCUCUGGCCACUGGCAGUCGCGGGACGCAGAGCAGCCUGGUCCGUCUUCUGAAUCCGGUGCGGGUAGCAGCGCCGGCAGCAGCAAUGCCAGCAACGCAUCUGCACCCACCCGUCUCGUCCGGUGUUUCCUCGGGACUGCCACAAGAUCGGCGCUGGUAGCCAACUCGUUGCGUCGUGCAGCCAUGAUGGCCGACGCUGAGCAAACCUUGUACCAUGCCGAGAACCAAAGACGGCGGCAAAGUCUGGAGGUCAAAGUGGUAUGUGAAAACCUGCUGGCAAGCAAACGCCGUGUCAAUAAUUGCCGUGCCAAAGCUGCCGCCAAGAAGAAGCCCGCUGGCGUUCAAACUCGUUCCUCACGAGCAGCUCCGGGUUCAAGGUUAGCCAGAGAUGACUUCGAGGAUCCUGAUGAUAUCAGCUUGAGUUCCACCACAGACACCGGUGCAGUUUUCUCUGAGAGCUCCGAAGGCAGCGAAAGUUGCAGUGACUCUGACUACUCGGAUUGGGUCGAGGAACCUAAGUCACGCAAGGCUGCUCCGAAGAGUAGCCCUAAAAAGCAGCGGCGGAUCGUGCAACGACCCGAGGAAGAGGAUGGGGACGAAGAGCACGAAGGGGAAGUCAAAGAAGAAGCGGAGUCCAUGGUUGAAGAAGACUCCGACGAAGAGGAUCUCGUGAUAGACGAGGACGUUUCUGAUGAUGACGAUGACAGCGCCGAGAUGAUCCGACCAGCGAGAAGUAAAGCAGCAGCACUCGACAGUGACGAGGACUACGUUGAGGUGACAGCUCGUGCGCGGAAGAAAAAGCACCUUGUUCGUAAAAAACAACGCAAGAAAAAGCCUCCCAUAAAAUCGUCCUCAACCACCCCAACACCUUCAUCAUCUGGAGCUGGUAGCAGCAGGCAAUCUUCGAAACCGAGCCAUCGACAAGUGACACAGGCUCAAGGGAACGAGGAAGCCAGGACACCACCGCGGAGCAGUAAGAGCAAGAAGUCGAAGAAGAGCUCCAAGCGUGGUUCAGAGAAAGUCCUGCGACACCCUGAGUGGUUGAUGGACACGGUGCCACGCAAGACACCUUACUUCCCUCAGAUUGGCGACGAAGUAGUUUACUUCCACCAGGGACACCAGUCAUACGUGCAGGCAGUGAAACGCUGCCGGGUGUACCACAUCCGGGACCAGGCGCAGCCUUGGGUGCGUCACCGGCUCAGGGAGCAGGAACUGUUGCGUGUGCUGGAUGUGAAGUUUGAGCUAUGCCCACCUGUGCACCUUUGCUGCCUGCGUGUGGUGCCGAUCGAGCCUCACCGGAGUCAGAUGGAUGGCGAACCCUUCGACAUUCGCUACCACGACAUGCCAGACGUGAUCGACUUCAUUGUCCUGCGUCAGACCUACGACACAGCUAUGCGCCGCAACUGGAAGCCCCAUGGUCGGUUUCGUAGCAUCAUCGACGACGCCUGGUGGAUGGGGACCAUUGAGAGCCAGGCGCCACUGCAGCGCGAGUUUCCCGACUCCAUGUUUCAGUGUUUCAUUGUCACUUGGGACAAUGGAGAGACGGAGCGCAUGAGCCCGUGGGACUUUGAGCCCAUUGAGUGCAACCGUGAGGAACUUCCGAUUGGCGGUGCAGUGCCAGUGACAUUUGACGAGCGUCGCAGCCUGGUUUACCGGCCAAAGGCAAACGAGUGGCCCAGGUGUGGCCGAGAUACAUGCUGCAAUCGGCUAGUCAUGGGUGUGAGCCGGAUUAUGGAGCUGUCUAUAGCGGAGCCAUUUGCUGCACCAGUGGACCUCAAUGCCUACCCGAUGUACGCCAGCAUUGUGGCCUAUCCCAUCGACCUGUCCACCAUCAGGGCAAGACUAGAAAAUCGGUUCUACAGGCGGAUGGAUUCAAUCCGUUUUGAUGUCAAGUUCCUGGAAAUCAAUGCAAAAAAGUUCAACGAACCAAACAGCAAGAUUGUGCAGAAGGCAGUGCUGCUGACGAAUCUCCUACUGCAGUUCAUCAAUAAUCAGUCCUGCCAAGACCCCAUCAAGUUGUACCAGCAGUUGGUGGAUGAUGCUGCUGACAGGUACCACAGUUCAUCGGUUGAGGAAGAUGACUUUGUGUCCACAGACGCGGAAAUGAAUGGGACAGGGCCGUCUUCCUCCAGUGUGAAAAGAAAAAAGACAACAACGUCCAGCAGACCCCAGAAACGGAGAGCCCCCGGCACUGCCCCUCUGACCUCGGUGACAUGGAAAGGCCAGUGCCAGGAGCUGUUGAACUUCAUCUUCCAGUGCGAGGAUUCCACACCUUUCCGGCAGCCAGUGGACUCGGCAGCCUACCCUGACUAUGCCAACAUAAUUGACACGCCGAUGGACCUGGGUACAGUGAGGGAUCGGCUCACGCGGGACCUCUAUCCGAGCCCCGUUGAAUUUUGCAAGGACAUGCGGCUCAUCUUUGCGAACUCUCGAAACUACAACACCAACAAGAAGUCUAGGAUAUACUCCAUGACAAUACGAAUGUCUGCUUUGUUUGAAGAACGCAUUCGUCAGAUCACCAGUGACUGGAGGUCAGCAGUGAAGUAUGAGACCAAAGUGAAGAACAACCAGUAUGUUAGCAGCAGACGCCACCCAGCAGCGGUGCUUGAUUUUUCAAGUGACUCGCAGCCAUCAUCAUCAAGAACGAGUGGCCAGUCAUCACAAGCUGGCACAUCCUCAUCCACUAUGAGAUCAGCUGUGCUCCAAGUAAAGUGCUAUGCAGAGUCCGAUUCAGAUACGGACGAUGAUGUUGACAUGAAGCAGAUUGUGCAAGCCAGCAAUUUGGUUCGGUCUACCAGGUCGGGCGGACAAGGUGACCGAAUGGUGAACGGGAAGAAGACGUCCCCCGCGGUAACGUGGAAACUGCAGAGUAGCUCCUCUAGUGAAAAUUUAUCCAAGGCCAGCCGCAAGCGAAAGGCCACACGGUACAUCUCUUCAUCGGAAGGGGACGACAGCCACAGAGAGGCCGAGGAGGAAGAAUGCAGCCAGGAUUCCAGUGAGGACGAGAACAGCGAGGAGCAGCAUGACGAAGACGACGACGAUGACAACUACGAUGACUCUCCUCCAGGCAGGCGCAGAUCGUCGAGGCGAGCCGCUCGCACCAACGUGAUUGGCAGCGACGACAGCAGCAACUCGACUAGCUGCAGCGGAGAGAGCAGUUCGUCGAGAAAUACAUCGGACCAGAGGAAAAAGCGCGAGAACAGCAGCGGAGAGUCUGAGAUGACAACGGGCAGCUCGGAAAAGUCGUCUUCCUUCAUGACAGACCACGACUACGGACAGCCUCGGCGGUCGUCGCGCAAGCCCCGCAAGACGACUAGUUUUUCACCGGAGACGACCGUCAGGUCUAGUGCGACCACAAAUAGCAAGACUCGCGUGCAAACAAGAAACCGUGGUCAGCAGAAAGUUCGUUACCAAGAAGAUGAAGAUUCAGAGUGGACAGGUGACUCUGACGAUGAGGAGGACGGACUUGACUCAAGGGCGCGCGAGGUGCUUUCCAUCAGCAGCCGGGGCCGGUUACGAAAACUUUCUAAGCAUGCGGCACGUGCCAUGGUGGCCCAGUGAAGUCUGCCUCCAUAUACAAAUCGGUCAGUGGAGUGUCAAUGUUUGUUGACAUCUCCGAGAGCUCAGAGUAUCAUCAUCUUCACAUUGUCCAGCAGCCAAAUGACGUUUUCAUAUGUAAAUUGCAUACUUCACACGCCGGUUUUUCGUUAUUAUUUAUUGAAGUCAUUCGUGAAGGCUGUGGAGGGCAUUUCUGCUUGUAUGUAGGAUGAAUGUGACAAGGCUGGAAGUCUUAUUUUAAACAUUCCAGUUUUUCAGCGGGCAUGCCGGGUUUGAAAUUCACCACACAUCAUGUUGCUUUUUGUUGAAAUGUUUUUUUUUUUUUCAACUUCUCGUUGCCCAUUGUAAGUGUUUAUCAUGUUGAUGUAGAUAAUUAGUGAUGCAACUGACUGUAUAUAUAAUUGUGCAUGUAAAAACAACACGUGUCUUCUGUAAACUCUGGUGGUGAGGGCUCUUCCACAGUGAACUGUAAGUGCAGUUGUGAAUGGUGUACUUAUGUUUGUCUGCAGCUUUGUUUAGCUGCAUGAGACAUGUUUAAUGGAAUUGUGUAAAAAGAGUUGAUUUCCAGUGUGUGCUUGUCUGCUCACUGCCAGCGUGUAAAACAAAUGUGAAAAGGUUCGGUGAUGAGAGAUUACAAGCACUUUGAGA